AUGAAGACCCUUAUAGUCCUGUCCAUUCUGAGCCUUGCUGUGGCAACCCCUUUUGAGGAUGAUGAUAAGAUAGUUGGGGGUUAUCCUUGUAGUCUGCCCUAUCAGGUGUCUCUUAACGCGGGCUAUCAUUUCUGUGGAGGAAUCCUGAUAAACGAGCGAUGGGUAGUGUCUGCUGCUCACUGCUAUAAAUCAAAAAUUCAGUCCAGGAUUGGAGAAAAUAAUAUAAGAGUUUCAGAGGGAACAGAACAGUUCAUUGACUCUGAAAAGGUUAUUCGACACCCAGAGUAUAACUCUCGCCUGAUUGAUAAUGACAUCAUGUUGAUCAAGCUUUCAGUGCCAGCCCAGAUGAAUAAAGCAGUGCAGCCCAUCAGGCUUCCCGAAAACUGUCCACCUGGAAGUAGCCCAUCUGCAGGAACCAUGUGCCUAGUGUCUGGCUGGGGCUAUACCGGGCUUGUUAACCCAGACAUCCUGCAGUGUGUGGAUGUUCCUGUUGUAUCUGAGGCAGAUUGUAAUAGAUCCUACCCAGGAGAGAUUACAGACAACAUGAUCUGCCUGGGCUAUCCAGAAGGUGGAAAGGACUCCUGUCAGGGUGACUCCGGUGGCCCAGUGGUUUGCAAUGGAGAACUGCAUGGAGUAGUGUCCUGGGGUUAUGGAUGUGCACAACCCAAUUAUCCCGGUGUCUACGCCAAGGUCUGCAACUUUGUUGACUGGAUUAAUGCAGUUAUUGCUAACAAUUAA
Bufo bufo (common toad) is the source of this 738-nucleotide messenger RNA. Its product is annotated as anionic trypsin-2-like. The record is from RefSeq and is a predicted model, not a curated record. NCBI's taxonomy places the organism in Eukaryota, Metazoa, Chordata, Amphibia, Anura, Bufonidae. Bases 1 to 738 code for a protein of 245 amino acids. Gene Ontology annotation, molecular function: serine-type endopeptidase activity. Gene Ontology annotation, biological process: proteolysis. The transcript has 5 exons.